Molecule: messenger RNA, 2499 nt
Organism: Pieris rapae (cabbage white)
Lineage: Eukaryota; Metazoa; Arthropoda; Insecta; Lepidoptera; Pieridae
Product: zinc finger protein 62 homolog
Exons: 15
Coding region: 224-2392 (722 amino acids)
Biological process (GO): regulation of transcription by RNA polymerase II
Molecular function (GO): RNA polymerase II cis-regulatory region sequence-specific DNA binding; DNA-binding transcription factor activity
Source: RefSeq, a predicted model, not a curated record
AGUUUCAACAUCAUCUAAAAAUGAUUUCAAUGGCGUGAAGUAAACUCCGAAGUCCGAUUGUUGUGAAUUGUGUGCAAUAUUUUGAGUUAGUAAAUUAGUCUGAAGUUCUUCAAAACAGUUUUAUCCGAAAGUUGUUAUGAAAAAUGACAUCAAAAUCAUAGCAAUGUCUUAAAUAACGAUUGAGAAAGAACAUAGACUUUUUUUAUGGGCUAGUAGCGUUUUAAUGUUGAAUAGGCUAGGCAAAAUGAUCUCCUGUCCACUCUGUUGCAGUAGUGCAUUCAAAACCAAGGCAUUGCUCAUUGAUCAUCUAACUCAAAUUACCAAUAAUAUACUUUGUCCGAUAUGCUCAGUUAAUAUAACAUCAAUUGAUUGUCUUAUUGACCAUCUCAAGAGCAACAAUUGUAUAGGCACAAUAGUUUUGAACCUUCAUCAGAACCAGCUUGUACAACAAUCAGACUAUAACUCGGAGUCAAUUAGCAAUGAAACACAAGAUUCUGAUAAUACUGAAGUAAAAGAAACGAAUAUUGAAGAUAUUUCUGAAGUCAGCUCAUUGUAUACAGAAAUAUUAAAUAAACAACAUACACAGGAAUUGAGGAUUGUUAAAGAGUGUGGUGAUAAAUAUGUAAUAAUAGAUGAUAAAGGUUCAGUAAUUAAUACUGGACAUACUUUUGUGUCCACACAAAAUGAAGAUGGUACUGUAUCAUACAUAAUUGAAGAAACUAAACUACCUAUAGAGGAUGAUCCUGAGCUGGUACCAAAAGUGGAAGAAGAAAGUCAAGACAGUAUUGAGGAAUCUGAAGAGAUAUACAGUUGUAACACUUGUUCAAUGACAUUCUCUUCUGUUCUUGAUCAUAUAAAGCAGUACCAUACAGACCAAAAUGUAGUUGUUGAGGAGCCAAUUGACUCUACUGCCAUACAGGAAUAUCAAAAUUAUAAUGAAAAUUUGGAAGACAACAGCCAUUUCAUAUCAGAAGACAUUGUUCAUAAUGUGACACAAGAGAAUCUGGCAGUUAAUCAAAAAGCAGCCAAACAAGUAAAAUCCAAACAAUCAAAAAACAAGAAAUGCUUUGUCCGGUUAGAAAUGCUUGAUAAAUCAAAUAUAAAUGAAAAUGAUGAAUCAAAAGAACAGUCAAUAGAACAAGAUAGUGAUCCCACCUACCACAAGGUUGUUAUAAAAACUCUUCAAACGGAUGACAAGAAAAGUACAGUUUACAGUUGUAUGUACUGCAAUAUUGUGGUUUCUUCGCUGGCUGAGUUCAAGCAACUACCUUGUACGCUCAGUACAGACACAAAUGGUCCUCCAAAAUAUACCUGUACCGUCUGCUCGAUAGGCUACGAUAAUCCGAAGUCUCUGUGUGCGCAUAUGAAAGUUCAUAAGGAGAAACCAACCGCUGACUGUGUGUCAACCGCGCGGAGUACUAAAUGCCACUGCGAGGUAUGCAAUACCUGGUUUCCGACGACCAAAGCCCUCAAGCUGCACAGGCGAAUGCAUUAUCCCAUCAAACCUCGUCCAAUUCAGUUGCCUGAAGGAUCAACGGGCCCCAAUACGGAGACGUUUGUAUGCCCCAUUUGCAAGAAGGAGAUACCUGUUCACUAUAGAUUAAUUCAUCAGAACUCGCAUAAAUUGUCUGAUGAUUUGACCUGUGAUGUUUGUAAUAAGCAAUUCUCAACGAGGGAGCUACUUGAGAUGCACACGAAUGUACAUAAUAUGUAUAAGAUAAACACAAAAAAGCAAGAGAACGAAGAACUUCGAUACCAGUGCCUUUAUUGUGUGAGGAAAUUUGCGAAACCGCACGAGAAGGUGAAACAUGAGAGGAUCCAUACAGGUGAAAAACCCCACGUUUGUGAAAUUUGUGGAAAAUCGUUUCGUGUUUCGUAUUGUCUUACGUUGCAUAUGCGAACGCACACGGGCGCACGCCCUUACGAAUGUCCGCAUUGUCCCAAAAGAUUCAAAGCGCAUAGCGUAUACCACCAUCACAUACUAUCGCAUUCGGACGUACGAGCGUACAAAUGUCCAUUCUGUCCAAAAUCGUUCAAGACGUCAGUACAACUUGCCGGACACAAAAAUUCUCACACAAAACCUUUUCAGUGCCAAAUUUGUAAUAGGCCAUUCGCGUCCUUAUACGCCGUACGCUUACACAUGGAAGUACACUCGCGUCUAAACAGCCUAAAAUUCAAAUGUACUGAGUGUGGUGCUAGUUACGCGCGGCCCUUCGCCCUCAAGGAUCACGUGAAGCAGGCACAUUCCCACAUAGAAGCCAGUGUUGAUAAUAUGGUUGAACAGAAAGAGACUAAACUGAUUUGGGAUGGAAAUAUAGACGAAACGGAAGGAAUUGAAUCACAAGACACUGAAAUGAGCGAAUUAAAUUCGACUGAACUUAUUAUAAGUUAAAUAUUUUGUAGUAUGUAUAGUAUAUAUAUAUGUAUAAUGUAAAUAAAAUAAUCAAAUCAAAUCAAAGUCAUUUAUUCAUUUAGGUAACAUAAUGUCAACUUAUGAAC